Messenger RNA from Oncorhynchus tshawytscha (Chinook salmon), 2991 nucleotides. RefSeq lists its product as uncharacterized. NCBI's taxonomy places the organism in Eukaryota, Metazoa, Chordata, Actinopteri, Salmoniformes, Salmonidae. The coding region runs from base 210 to 1955 and encodes 581 amino acids. The record is from RefSeq and is a predicted model, not a curated record. The transcript is spliced from 7 exons. Gene Ontology annotation, molecular function: protein binding.
AUAAACACACAGCCUCCUCACACUGUCACACAGAUCAAACGGAACUGUGAAAGUCAUGUCAACUAUUGACUGUAACUGAGUAAAGUAUCUUAUAUCACAACAGAGGAGUCUAGCUGAGCUAUCCUGUACUAUCCUGUACGCCAGAAGUGUGUGGACAAUAUCUACAGUAUGAUGCUGAUUAUCUAAGGAUCAGAGAAUAUAUAUUGGACAUGGAUUGGACCUUGUGGAUUUCCAUUCUUGCCCUCCUGAUCACCUCAGACUAUGUGUCAGGUAAAGACCUACUGAAGCCAGUCAAUCUGACGGUGGACAUAUGGGACGGGGAGGUGACGUUGCUCUGGGACCCCCCUGAAGGGGCCCCGCCACUGGCUCAGUACCAGGUGCAGAUGGCCAGGUAUGUCAAUAGUAAUUGGACCAACGUGACCAGCUGUGACAGGACCCAGCUGACAUAUUGUGACCUGUCCUACCUUAUCGGUGACUUCUUCAUGGUCUACAAGGUCCGGGUUCGACUGGUCACUGAGAACAGCAUCUCUGCAUGGUCACGGGGGAAGAGGUUCAACCCCAGAGAAAGUAAACUGCAGCAUCCCUCCAGUACACUGUUGGCCACCUCCAGUUCAGUAACAGUCAGUGUUCACAGGAAGCCAUUACUAAAAAAGAUCUUCCCAUUUGGCCUGACUUAUACUAUCUACCUACAGGGAAGAGGGCAGGACAACAAGACCGUUGUCAUUCAAUUGAAGGAUGAAGACGACGAGGAUAAGGCGGAGGUUCGGUUUACGUCUCUUCAUUGGGGGCAGGAGUACUGUGUCUGCCUCAAAGUUGCAGGCAACGGAGGACAAUUCACCAGUGAGGUCUCCCCUGAACAGUGCCUCCUGCUGCCAGAGCAAGAGUGGUAUAUCCUUGCUGUGGUGUCCUUCUCCACCCUAAGCGUGAUGGGGGUCCUGGUCAUGCUGGCCCUUUGCUGCUUCCUGAGGCGCCCUGAGAAAAUGCCUGUUGCACUGAAAUCCACAGGCAGUGGCUGGCAGCCUCUCUGUGUGGGAGAUGUCCCAGUGGAGAUCGUCACAGACAAAGGCUGGUUCAUGAGCACCGCCAGAACUGAUGCCAUGGUCUGGUUGGCCGACGAAAGGACUACUCUAGCAGGCAAGGGAGAGCAGGAAGAAGGAGAGGACAGAAGGACGAGUCUGGGCAGUGGGGAUUGCACUAAAUCACACAUUUCUGGGAAUGGAAACGGAAGGAGUCCGGAAAAGCAAGAAGACAGUGGCUGUGGAAGCCUGGGAGCACCAGAGAGUGCCAUCAGCAGCAGGAGUGGAACUGGAGAGCCCCCCCUGCUGGAUAGGAGGAUUAACAUAAACAUCAGCCUGAAAGAGGACAGUGGGGUGGGGCUGGGCUGCCAGUUAGGGUGUGCUGGGAGUCUACAGGGGGACGACUGUGGAAUCUUGCCUGGGAUGGUAAUGGUCACAGGGGAUGGCUACCGGAGCCAGAGUCCCUCUUCGGUGGACUCUCAUUUUACUGAGACAGAGCAGAGUUUUCAACAAAUCUCAUGCGAAACAAUUAUGGCUGAUCCUGUUUUGGGAUACAGGUCAGGUCACAUGGCAUGUGUUUGUUUAGGGGCAAGCCAAUGUGUUUGGUGCCAGACAAGAAGACACUGUGAGGGGAGUGUCGGUGGACAGUCUGUAGCCCUGUUUAGUUUGUCAGUGGAGCAGCUAAACUGCAGCAGUCUCACAGGAGACAUGUGUGAGAUGGAAUCUCCGUGCUCCAGCUAUAAAACGAACAAUCUCCACAUAGAAACGGUGGUGAACUUGGAGGACUCAGUAACCUUUUCCCACCUGCCUACAUGCAUCGGUGAAUCCUUUCCACUCCUGACGGCUUUAUCAGAGUUGCCCCCGGUGGAGGGAGGACUGAACUGCAGUGUGAACACUAUGCUUCCUUCUCUGGGUGAUUUGGAAGUGACAUUUGGUUGACAUGGUCCACAAACAAAAAGGACAAAAAAGGACACUGUGUGACACACAGAAGAGUUGGUUUAGCAAUGCAGAUUGUGGGGAGUCAGGCAAUAUGUCUACAAGCCCUUUGUAUGCCAUUUCAAGUAAACACUCCUUUUCCUAACUGAAAAAAGAAAUCAGCAACCAUAAUUCUAAUUGUAGCUAUUUAAAUAUUUUUGGAGCCUUUUUUGUUACCUUUUGUGAAUAAAUUACCAUGUUUCUUCACUUUAGUUAACUCCGAGGAGUCACUUAAAGCAAUCACUGACAUUGUCAACUGUUAUUGACAAAGUUCUGUGAGGCAGAAAGAAAACUCUGGUUGAGCUUAUUUUCAAAACAGCACACAGCUGUUGGCUGCCGCUACUUGGUGGGUCUUUAGAGAUUUGAGCAGGAGAUGGGAAACCCCCCUUCUGACACCCCUUCACCCAUUUCAACUGACAAGAAGCAUUUCACCAGAAGUGAAACAAGUGUGGGAGGAAAAAGGAGGGAAACGGUUUUGACUCGGCAGAUGGGGCGACAGGGUGGAUUAUAACAGCAUGGCAAAGGUCAUCAUCAUAAAGGAUUCUACAAGCUCUCUGCGACAACAAGUUUUAUAAGUUAUAAUGUUGAGAUAUUUAUCAAUGUUGGUCAGACUCAUCUGGUGAGUUUUCCACAGAAAAUGCUCACAUUUGACCACAUAACCCCCAGUAUAGGUAGCUACAGCGUUGAAAAGGAGAGCCAACACUGCGUGCACCACAACCCGAGAGAUCAUUUGAUCAAUUUACAAAGAAAACAACCAUAUCUCUUUCUAUCGUGAGGUUUAUAGGUCAAUUAUUACUAAUAACUGCAGCUACUGAAAGUCAACCAGAAUGUCGUUUGGAUCUAGUCCGCUGACGAUAGCUGUGAAAAUGUUUUAACUGACUACCCCAUAUGUGACUGGGUUUUCCUAUAUUUACUGGCCUUUGGACUUCCCAAUCCUGUGUUCAUUACAGGUUCUACAUAUUUACACAAAUAAUGUAUUUAUGAACUGUGUUCAUCUGAA